UCAGCAUUACUCACCACGAUCCCGUCUCUGACGCUUAACCAGAACCUUCUUGUCUUCGGAGCUUAACCAUGGCGAUUCGCCUCGCCAGGUCAUUGGCUGCAUCAUCAUCUUUGCCUUCGUCGUUUCCGUCGCUUUUCCGGCUCGGAAUCUGGAGGUUGACUUCGGAUAUCUCUGCCCCUGCGACCGGUAGGGUUGUCGCCUUCUCUUCGUCGUCGUCGUCGUGGACGAGUCCCGAGGACUUGACGGCGGCCUCUAAGAGGCGAGGGAAGAAUAUGACCGAUCGUCUUUCCUCCGUGAUUGACGCCGUCAAUGACCGGAAGCUUCCGCCGGAGCUACGUGGGCAGCGCAAUUCCGUCCGAGUUUUCGCAAGGCAAUUCAGCUCUGAUACUAAGAGGGUAAAUACCAAAGUCAAUUUCUCUCCCUCAGAUGAUGACUCAGAGGAGGAAACCUCACUUGCUGUUGAAGAUGCUGGCCAGCCGAAGAAGCUCCCUCCACCAUAUGACCCUUUCAACAAGAAACCAGUGUUAGAGGAGCCAGAGGAUCCUAAGGAUCUCCAAGCAGUUUUCCACAAGAUGAAAACAGGAGGCCUUACCAAUGAAGCUGUAAAGAUGUUUGAUGCAUUGUCCAAAGAUGGCCUGACUCAUGAAGCCCUCGAGCUUUUCUCCCAAAUCAAAGACAAAGGCCACAUGCCUGAUGUGGUUGCCCAUACUGCCAUUGUCGAGGCUUAUGCUAAGGCGGGUCAGCCUAAUGAGGCUCUCAAGGUGUUCAUGCGUAUGCUCGCUUGUGGAGUUGCACCCAAUGCAUAUACUUACACUGUUCUUAUCAAAGGCCUCGCAAGGGAUGCUAAGUCGCUGGGGGAUGCAAAGAAGUAUUUGCUAGAGAUGUUGGAAAAGGGCAUUCGCCCCAAUGCUACCACCUAUUUGGCUGUGUUUGAAGCAUUUGUAAGGGAGCAAAAGGAGGAUUCAUCUAGGGAAUUGUUGAAAGAGAUGGAGGAGAAGGGGUUUGUGCCUAAUGAGAAGGCCGUGAGAGAGGUUCUUCAAACGAAAAGAGGCCAAGUUUUUAGGACUGUCAUCAGCAUUCUGUUUGAUAAGUAGCACUGUAGUUGCACCAGUUAGCAGUAUAUUUUCAAUGACCGUGUUAUGAUACACUUUCCGGUGAUAUUUGGUCCUCAGUUGUGGUGUUUGGCUGACUUUUUCCAAUUUUGCAGUUAUCUGGGAUGUGAACAAGUUUCUUUCUUCUGGUUCUGAAUGUUAAUGCAUUGCAUCAGCUUCGUUGUUU
Tarenaya hassleriana is the source of this 1278-nucleotide messenger RNA. RefSeq names its product pentatricopeptide repeat-containing protein At4g38150. The record is from RefSeq and is a predicted model, not a curated record. Gene Ontology annotation, molecular function: protein binding. The transcript has 2 exons. The coding region runs from base 69 to 1094 and encodes 341 amino acids. NCBI's taxonomy places the organism in Eukaryota, Viridiplantae, Streptophyta, Magnoliopsida, Brassicales, Cleomaceae.